GUGUAGUGUUCCUCUGAGUGAAUAGUAAUUUAGCUCGGUGCGUGCGAGGAGGAAGAAAGGAGCUGUGUGGUAGUGAAGCGCACCAGGGGGAGAACAAGGCUGCGGGCGAGUGGUUGUUUUUAUUAUUAUUGUUCGCACACGGCCCGUUUCCACCUCCUUAUCCUGGCGAGACGUUGAACGGUUAAAAUGGAGGCGGACAGAUCCGGCGGAGGACCAAACCCGAACUCCGGCGGCAGCAGCGGAGCGGGGCGCAACCCAAACGGGCCCAAAUCAGCACCGGGCCAGGCGACAUCAGCCGCGGGGACCGGGGCGAUGGCAGCGGCGGCGGCGGCAGCAGCUGGAGCGAUGCCCGGGUCGUCGCAGCCCCGGGAGCUGCAGGACGGGGACUCGGGUAUGACGCUUCCUGGGAUCCUGCACUUCAUCCAGUACGAGUGGGGACGCUUCCAGGCCGAGAAAUACCGCUGGGAGGCGGAGAGAGACGAACUCAGGGCUCAGGUGGCGUUCCUACAGGGUGAGAGGAAAGGGCAGGAGAACAUGAAGCAGGACCUGGUGAGGCGGAUCAAAAUGUUAGAGUACGCCCUCAAACAAGAGAGGGCAAAGCACCAGAAGCUGAAGACAGGAAAUGACCAGAGUCCAGGAGACAAGAAACCAGAGACAGAGGCAGACCAGCUUCCCAAUGGGCCCGCUGAGUCAGACGCUGAGCCAGUCAAUCAGAUGUCCUGGAAGGAGGGACGUCAGCUAUUACGCAAAUACCUGGAGGAAGUAGGUUAUUCAGACACUAUCCUGGACAUGAGGUCUAAGCGUGUGCGCUCCCUGGUCGGGCGGAGCAGCCCAGAGGCGAAUGGACCCCCAGCCAGUGAAACCUGCCCUGAGCCUGAGCCCCGGGUAGGGUGGGAGUCGUUGUUGGCUAGACAGAUAGAGGAACAAAUCAGGAGGAAAGCGGACAAGGAAAGCUCUAAGGAACGUCCGGGUGGCUCGGUGCUGGAUAAGAUCCCCUUCCUGCAUGGCUGCGAAGAUGAUGACGAAGACGACAGCGACGAGGAAGAUGACUUCCAGGGCAUGGCCACUGACUGCAUCGAUGGACCGCGCAAAAACAAAAAGUCACGUGUAAAGAUGGGUACAGAGCCCAUGACCACAGACCUUGACCCAGAGGACGAGGAGGACGAAGACGACUCGGAAGAUGCCCUCGGAGAGUUCGACUUCCUGGGCUCGGGGGAGGAUGGGGAGGGGGCGGGAGAGGCCCGGAUCUCGGGGGACGGACGGGAGUUAGAGAACCGCAGGAACAAGUUACAAGGCAUGAUGUCGGACUUCCCCCCUAAACCUACCCCGCCCCCUUCUGUUUCGGGACAGGCUCGCCCUGGAGAAGGUGGCGCCCUGGGUUUCUCCUCUGAUGUCUUCAUCAUGGAUGCUGUUGGAGGAGGAGACAUGAACCUUGGUGAACUGGCUGAUCUCACUGUUGCCAAUGACAACGAUCUGUCCAUGGAUAUGCAGGACAACAGAGAGGAGUUUAAGAAGACAUGGAACCCCCGUUUCACACUACGCAGCCACUUUGACGCCAUCCGCGCUUUGACCUUUCACCCCAGCCAAGCGGUGCUGCUCACAGCCUCCGAGGACGGAACACUAAAACUAUGGAAUCUCAACAAGGCCAUGCACUCUAAAAAGAACGCAGCUUUAGAUGUUGAGCCCAUCUACACAUUCAGAGCGCACAGUGGAGCUGUUUUGUCACUGACCAUGGGUGAGGAUGGAGACUCCUGCUACAGCGGAGGUCUAGAUGGAACCGUCAGGUGUUGGAAAAUGCCAGACCUCAAUGUGGAUCCUUAUGAUAACUAUGAUCCUGGCAUCGAGAGCAGUGUACUAGCAGGUCAUGAAGACAGCGUAUGGGGUCUGACUCACUCAGCAGUUCACCAUCGUCUUGCCUCGUGCUCGGCCGAUGGCACCAUUCGCAUCUGGGACCCUCAGAACUCAGCUCCCUGCCUGUCUGUCUUCAAUAAGGAAAGAGAGCACGGAACACCCACCUCAGUGGCCUUUGUGGCUACUGACCCCAACCAGGUAGUGGUGUCAUUCGACGGUGGUGAGACGUUGCUCUACGACCUCAACACAGAGCAGAGCAUCACCGCACUAGAGACACAGACCAAGGAUGGCAGUGAACUGAUCAACCGGGUGGUCAGUCACCCAUCUGAGCCCGUCUCCAUCACUGCACAUGAGAACCGUACCAUCCGCUUCCUAGACAAUAAGUCAGGUAAAGUUGUCCACUCAAUGGUUGCUCACCUGGAUGCGGUCACCUGUCUCACUACAGAUCCUAAAGGCACUUACCUCAUCUCUGGCAGCCACGACUGCUCGGUGCGCCUGUGGAUGCUGGACAACAGGACGUGCGUGCAGGAGAUCACAGCCCACAGGAAGAAGCACGAUGAGGCCAUUCACGACGUGGCCUUCCACUCUUCCCAGCCGUUCAUCGCCAGUGCCGGCGCGGAUGCACUUGCCAAGAUCUUUGUCUGACAGUACUUCCGUCAUUGGCGGAGGCAUUUUUUAAAACAGAGUCCUACAACUACAACAGGGCCAAAACAGACUGAAGACUACAGUGGACGAAUUUCACCUGCUUGCACGCACGCAAGCACACACAGACACACACACACAC
Molecule: messenger RNA, 2635 nt
Organism: Paralichthys olivaceus (Japanese flounder)
Lineage: Eukaryota; Metazoa; Chordata; Actinopteri; Pleuronectiformes; Paralichthyidae
Gene: strn4
Product: striatin, calmodulin binding protein 4
Cellular component (GO): dendrite
Molecular function (GO): protein phosphatase 2A binding; calmodulin binding; armadillo repeat domain binding
Source: RefSeq, a predicted model, not a curated record